This is a messenger RNA of Nothobranchius furzeri (turquoise killifish), 1901 nucleotides long. It is a transcript of the gene mul1, whose product is annotated as mitochondrial E3 ubiquitin protein ligase 1. Gene Ontology annotation, molecular function: ubiquitin-protein transferase activity. The record is from RefSeq and is a predicted model, not a curated record. Gene Ontology annotation, cellular component: mitochondrion. Gene Ontology annotation, biological process: organelle organization; protein ubiquitination. NCBI's taxonomy places the organism in Eukaryota, Metazoa, Chordata, Actinopteri, Cyprinodontiformes, Nothobranchiidae.
CACACACACACACACAAAUCUAACCGGCAUGCACUGCGCGCCGAUCACCGGUGAUCGAAUCUGCGCAGAACUGGCUCAUCUCGAACAGGUCUAUGGCUGUUUAUUUAUCCAGCUGUUUUUAUAAUGGUUCUCUACCGCCACCUGCUGUCUAGGAAAGUAACUGCACGUCUGUGUCCUGUUCCUGAUUCAGCUGGAGACGCAGCAGCUGUCCACAGGACGAGGACAACACAGCAGCCAUCAGUGCUGGAGGAUGGAGCCCAGUGGGAAACCCUCGACUGUACAGAUAGUGGUUUUAGCCACUAGCUCUGCACUGACGGCCAUUUUCUACUCCAUCUACAGGAGCAGAUCCAAAACAGUUACCCGCUUGAAGGAAGCUAAGAAAGUCUCUAUUGAUCAGGAUUUAAAAACCCUCCUGUCUGAAACUCCUGGGAGAUGUGUGCCGUAUGCUGUCAUAGAAGGUGUGGUGAGAUCUGUGAAGGACACCCUGAGCAGCCAGUUUGUUGAUAACUGCAAGGGAGUGAUAGAGAGGCUGACGCUCAAAGAGGAGAAGAUGGUGUGGAAUCGCACUACUCACUUAUGGAACAGCACGGAGAAAGUCAUCCACCAGCGCACCAACACCGUCCCGUUUGACCUCGGCUCUCAUGAUGAACGCCUCACCACGACGGUUCGAGUUAUCCGUCCACUAGAUGCUGCAGAGUUGGACCUGGAGACCACCUAUGAGAACUUCCACCCCACCAUCCAGUCCCUGUCCAGCGUCAUCGGUCACUUCAUCAGUGGCGAGCGGCCAAAGGGCAUCCACGAAUCAGAGGAGAUGCUGCGGGUGGGUGACAGCGUGACGGGAGUGGGGGAGCUGGUCCUGGAUAACAACCUCCUGAAGCUCCAGCCUCCCAAACAGGGCUUCUCCUACUUCCUGACCCGACAGGACUACGAGUCCCUUCUGAGGAAGCAGCUGGCCGGCGUCAGGCUCUGGAGGAUCCUGUUCAUCGUGUUUGGGGUUGCUGCCUGUUCCACGCUCCUCUUCGUCACGUGGAAGCGCUACAUGCACCACAGACAGAGCAGGAAGAAGAGGAGCAUGAUGGAGGAGUUCAAGGAGCAGCAGAGGAGGCGCAUGCGUGAACUCCAGAUGGAGGAGGGCAGCGUGUCCCCCUCCAGCUGUACUGUAUGUUUGAGCCAGGAACGCUCCUGUGUCUUUCUGGAAUGUGGUCACGUGUGUGCCUGCAUCCAGUGCUACCACAGCCUUCCUGCACCAAAGAAAUGUCCCAUCUGCAGGUCUGCCAUCGACAGGAUGGUGCCUCUGUACCACAGUUAACUCCGUGUGUAUGCACACACUCGUACGGCAUCAUGAUGCUCAGCCCUCACAUCCAAAUGUAGUCUUUACUGUCUGCAGUGUUCACUGUUUGCUCCUAAACAUCUGGAAUCAGCAGCAUCUGCAGCCAGAACCACACUGGGCUGCUGCUCUGCGUCACAAAUCAAAAACGUUCUCCAGAAGGUUCCAGAGGGCUCGUCGUCUUCCGGCAGGACCUGCAGGUUCCCACUCAUCUCUGAAACUUUGAUCAUGUUCUAAACUGCAGGUGACUUAUUUCCUGUCUGACUUUACUUGCGCCUGUAACCCGUUUGAAUUUAGAUUUUAGGAGUCAUGCAGGAAAACGUUUGGAGACCAGAUGGCAACAACACUUUGAUUUUGAAACAUUUACCCUCCUUAUCUCAGUAAAGCUGAAAAAAAAAUCAUAAUUUUAGUCAAAAACUUUAUUUAUGGAACUUUAAAUACAUAUUACUUCUCCUUUCAUCCGGAGAAACUAAAUAUUUAAGAAAUCAGAGAUGUUUUAAAAUGGUUUGGGUCUGUUUUGGUAUAUUCAGUUUGUUCUCUAUAUAAAAUAAAAUAAAAGAUGUAAUCCAACAGC